GAGUAAUGGCACCAAAACCCUAAAACGCCUCUAACCCUAAAACGCCUCUACCCGCCGCAUAGAGCUCUCUUCUGCUUUCAUAGCUCCGUUCCAGCUCCGACGGAGUAGGAAGGUAAUUAAAGAUGAAGGAUGAGGAAGUAUCAUUGUUUUUGGUUACGAGCUUUGUUGGUGGGCCAUAUUGUGCUGCAAUUUAUGAAAUCAAAUUUGGAGGAGGAGGAGGAGGAGGAGGAGGAGGAUCUAAAAUUCCAAGAGUUAGUCCUCUGCUCAAAGCGUUUAAAAGCUGCUUAAAAGAAGAUAGACCAUAUUCACCGGUUGGUUGUGAUAUCUCAGGAUCGCACAUGUGCUUGAUGUCUUCAUAUUGGCUCAUUAAGGAGCAGGAUUAUAAACAGUAUCGACCCCUUCUUUUUGAUACAAUUAGCAAAAAGGUUUCUGAUUUGCAUUGGAUAAAUGCAUCAAAACCUUUUCCCAAGGUGAUGGCUGUCCGUGGAAGUUUUUUUGUGCUUGCUGGAGGUACCAGGGAUUCUCCACGCGUCCAAAUCAAGCCUCCUAGUUUCGAACAGUUGGGGGAUGAAGGGUGGAGUUCUUCUUCCCUACCUGAGAUUCGCUUCCAGGGAAGAUCACGCAAGAUUGUCUCCGGUUAUGCCAUCAUCGAGGACUGUAUUCUCAUUUCAGUUUCUGUUUUCAAGAGUUCCAAAAAUAAAUUCUAUUGUUACAAAGUCGGGAGUUCAAUGAAGGAGUGGCAGGCCGUCAACAAGGCAGGCAGGAGAAAGACAUACAACGCCUUCAGGGGAAAGGCUGAAUAUGUCGAGGAUUGCAUAUACGCUUUCGGAUUUAAGAAUAAAUUUUUUGCGUAUCCUGUCAUAUUUUCUGGUAAAGGUAAUCGUGUCAUUAAAUCUCUUGGUGUUCCCAAGGAAAUUACCGGACUGGACUUUGAAACUCUACCAUUGGAUUAUCGCUCAUUUUCUAAGAAUUGCUUAGUUCAUUUGGGAGGGAGAAUAUUUUGUAUGAUGAAGACUGCUCUCCAUGUCCAGCCCUUCAACUUUCAAUGUGUUUCCAUCUUGAUCGUCAAAGUUUCUCCUGAGAUGAAGCUUUCAAAGUUGUAUUCAGCUCUCUGUGACUUGAAUAUAGAGAACCUCGGUCAGGCAAAAUUAACAUCACUUUGUUUGGACUCCCAGGGGAGUAAAGUUGCUUCCAAGAUUGAUUUCUGGACAAGAGGUCCCAAGGUUCUGUCUGAGGAUCUCAUUUCACCAUGUCCAGUACCAAUGCCGGUGUCUGUUCCUGAGGUUGAAUCGGUGUAUGGUUUCCUGCAGCAUCUGGGUCUUGACAAAUAUUUAAUGAUAUUCGAAAAUGAGGAAAUUGAUAUGGCCGCUUUGGUACACAUAACUAAUGAUGAUCUCAAGGCUUUAGGAUUACCAGAGCUUGCAAGAAAAAAUAUAUUUUCGGCAUUGGAGACUGAGGUUCAACAUGUGGGAGCUUAAUUAGGGGUUCCUUUACUUGUUUGUGUGGAGUUCAUUGUUUUGGAGUAGCAAUAUUUCAGCAGGCCUGUGUUUUAACUCGGGCUACUUUGCUUCAACUUUUUUGGGAUUAAAUUAUCUGUAAUAUUGCUGCAAGUUGUUUCAGUGAGCCUAUCAUUUGUGUGGUCAUUAGAAGAUUGAUAGCAUCAAGUUGUUUUUGUGAGUCAUUCGAGAGAUGGGUUCAACUUUUGUUGGGUCUGCCCCUCCCUUUCCAUUGUCUUUUUCAAGUAUUUGUAGUUUAAACUGCCACUUUGGGACGACGGAGAAGGAAUGAAAUGUUCAAAGGUAAUAGGUUAUUCUA
Cornus florida is the source of this 1815-nucleotide messenger RNA. RefSeq lists its product as uncharacterized. Gene Ontology annotation, molecular function: protein binding. The transcript has 6 exons. The record is from RefSeq and is a predicted model, not a curated record. Bases 123 to 1478 code for a protein of 451 amino acids. NCBI's taxonomy places the organism in Eukaryota, Viridiplantae, Streptophyta, Magnoliopsida, Cornales, Cornaceae.